Molecule: messenger RNA, 3614 nt
Organism: Chara braunii
Lineage: Eukaryota; Viridiplantae; Streptophyta; Charophyceae; Charales; Characeae
Source: the annotation of a GenBank genome assembly
CCACCUCGACAUACACACUUGUCGUUUUUGGGCCCGCACCAGCCACAAAGCAAAGUGAUUGCACAUUUCAAAAGCUGACUGUGCAGUGCAAAUGACAAAAAUGAAGGGGAACUCGUUGAGGCUAAAUGAGCUGCCAGGGGCCACAACAAGUACUGGAAGGUGCAAUGGUAUUGGAAGGCGCAGUCAGGGUGGCCCUGCGAGAUGGGCGCCCCCCACAGAAGCUAUUGAUCUUGAGGAAGAGAUUGAAGCGCCCAAAAUGCAGUACACCGCUGAUAUCUACACUACACGUAGUUUCAUGGCCGCUUUUACAGCUACAGAAUCCGAAGAAGAGAUUGAUUUCGAGAAGAUGGAGGAGGAAGAGGAGGAAGCGGACUAAGAUAAUACGGAAGGCGAAGAGGAGGGCAAGGGCUCUGGGGAGGAAGAAGGAGGAAGAGGAGGGGGAGGAGAUAGAAGAGCAAGAGGAUGAAGAGAUCCAGGAGGAUGACGAGGACGAUUUCGCAGAAGAAGGCGAAGAAGAAACUUGAAUCAAACUCUUUAUCCAUCUGGGAGAAAACGAAAAGUACAAAUCGUACGGGGAAGUGAUUUUCUUCAUUGCGGCACGUGAUGAAAUAGAGGAUUUGGCGCUGGUCUGGCUGAAGGUGGAAACGCAAUUGACUAAGCUUAUCCUGCGGGGUCAGAGGAUGACAGUUUGGGAGAAGCGAAUAAAUUCGCAGCUCGUCAAGGCGAACAAAAAGGGAUUUAAGGAAUUUUGCAAAGUUGUGCAAGGGUACACCUACCUGGCACUUCGGCAUCAGCUUUCGUUGCCAAACGAGUCAAUUGGUAAGCCUACGACGAGCGGAGCUGCGAAAGGGCGAGUGGCGCCCGGUAAACAAACUACUCCUUCAGGCGGGUCCCCAAUUCAAUCCCCUCAGACUUGUAGGGGUUCCACCGGGGCGCCGGAUGCAGGUUCUGGGGCAAAAGCAAAGAGACAGAAAGCGUUGUCGGGGCGCACAAAGAUUCAGGAAGGGGAGGAGGAGCCAAAGUCCACGAAGAGAAAGGGGAAAGUUGAGGUCCGAAAGUCUGCAAAACGCAAGGAGAAGGUGAAAGAAAAGUUAGCGGUUCCACAAGAGCUCACGAGUAACGACGAGUCUGAGCGGCUAUCUCGAAUGUGGGAAGAAUUAAAAGAGUUGAAUAACAAGAAACUUGACGAUAACUCCUUCGCCCUUCCUGCGUCCUGCCUCCUUAGACCUCCUGUUGAUCCAACAACCGGUAAGAGACCUCUUGAGAUUCGUGAGCCAGAGGAGUCGUCGAUGAAGAAGAACUAUUUUGCAGACACUUUUGCUCACGUCGGGUUAAUUGAUCCUACACAGGCGAGCAAGAAGGAAGAUGUCGACUGGGACAAACUGGUUGGUGGCGAUUAUAAGAUUUUCGUUAUUGGUGGAGAGCACACACUGGCAAGGGAGGCAAGAGAACGUUUACGGAAGCUUCACAAGGAUGUCAAGCCUUUCAAGAAGGCCAAGUAUUUUAUUUAUGUCGGCCUCACAGUGGAGGAAGCUCGUAAGAUCGCAAACGAGCACAACCACAUUGCUGGGUUCCACCAGGAUUUCACUUUCAUUCAGAAGUUGAAGUGCUGGCGUGCGGUAUUUGAGUUGUUGGGCUGCAAAAAGAAUGUCGUCACGAAAACCGCUUGCUUGCGAGAACAAGGAAUUUCCAACCGUACCAGAGACCUUCUGCAACGGACGGACCGUCAAUUCCAGAUCUGCAUGCGGUCGAAAGAAGUGUGGGUCCUUCAACCGAAGAUAUUUGAUAUGUGGUUGAAGGGGGAUUGUCUGCACCAGAAGUUGAAAGUACCGUCUGGGAAGAAGUCAAAAGUUUCUCUGAAUGGAACUCAAGAGGAUGGCUCGGAGGAAAGUCGGCAGGCACAGAAGAAGAAAGCGAAGAGAACGUUGAUUUCAGCCGAAGCCCAACGUCAAAUGGAAGACGGAAAGAUUGUUGAGCCUAUGGACAUGCCACAAGCGCACUGGGUGGAAAUGGGUUCUUUGGAUGACCAGACAGUCAUUCCGAUUCUUGAGCAGGUGGCCGCAAAGCAGCUCUCGAUUGAUGGGAUGCUUCAGAAGUUCGAGGUGGCUAAGAGGGUUGGUCGUGUGGCGAAGUACUUCGUUACCGAGACAAACUCAAAAGAUUGGGAGGAAUGCAAAGCUCGUUAUCCACUGCAUACGACGAAGGAUCUUGUGGAGCCGUUCGCAAGUAAUUGGAGGCAGAAGGCGGACGGGCCCAAAGCGAUGGAGUCGUACGUCAAGCGCGCUAAGGCUUGGAAAGAGCUAAACGACAAGAGAGAGGCCCAGACCCAGAGCCGGAAAUUGAGAGCGACAUUUGCAACAGCAGCGACUACUCACUUUUUGGAUUGGACGGAGGUGAAACACGACGAUCACUGCGGCAACAUCAAAGUCGUCGAAGGGGACAUGAUGGACUUGAAGAAUUUGCAGGAACUGUUCCCGUUCUCUUUAAUCAUCUGCGACUUCCCUCACGGGUUUGAUCUUCCUAUGUCGUCUUAUGAUUUCGUUCCUUUCCCCGAGGAACAUAUUGUCCAGGUGCUUGAGAACCUCAAGGAGGUAUGCAGUCGGCCGCUGUGGACAAUUGCUGGAUUCUGUUAUCUUGAUAUGCUUCCUUCAGUACGGAGAGCCUACACCAGGGUUUGCAAUGCAGGGCAGGAGGUGGUCACCUGGCAGUUUUGCGUCCUUGGAUAUUACAGCCAGAGUGGUACUCGAGAGGCGGCACAUUACAAUUUUGCCUCCACCGACCCAAGACACAACUACCGUCUGUUCGACGCUGUCAUGAAGAAGUACAUUCACCCAACUGACCUGAAAGUGCUUUGUCCGUACCAGAAGCUCGUCGCAUUGUACGCUUGGUUGGUUGAAAAGUUUUCUCCUCCUGGCUCCUAUAUUAUAGAUGGCUUUUCCGGUUCAUGUGUACUUUGUAACAGGAAUUGCCUUGUCGUCGACAAGUGUUCCCAGUGCAUCAAGGGCAUUCGCGCCCGCAUUCUAAAUGACAUUGGCCCGACAAUCAAGAGGGAAUGCAGGCGCAAACAGGCGGAAGAGGAAGACAAGUUUUACAACUGCGCGGUCGCCCCUGAAGAGGCGACCACAUCGAAGCCAAAUGAGCCGGCAGUGGAGGAGGCGGAGGUUGAAAGCCCUGUGAAAGAAUCGAGUGCUGGAGCUCCAACAACGAUGGCGGCAACAAUAGUCACUGCAGCAAACUUGGACGCUCCAGGAGCUCCAACAAAGACGGCGCCAACAGCAGUCACUGCAGCAUUAUCCAAGGACAUGGCAGCUGCAGAAGAAGCAAUUCUGCCUGCAGAAGCAGCAGCAGUUCAGCAGCAGAAAGAAGCGUGCACAUAAGCAGCAGGAGUUUAGCAGCAAAAAGAAGCGUGCACAGAGAAAGAGGGGGGAGAGUGUACGACCCGCGCAGGACCUGCGGCCAGCCAAAACUCCUUGCGGGGCACAACGACAAGGAGAAAAAAACGGAAGCUUGCCGGUGAAGAGGUUAUAAGCCCCCUCCUGAAGAAACAUGUAAUUGCGUUGGGCUCCAGAGCGGCCCAAGGCGGCAAAAGUUAGCUUCGCUUUGCAGGAGACUCA